AUGCUGAAUGAGCACUUUGAUCACACCUUAUAUGGUCUCCAGCCAAAACAUGAUUUCUUUGCACAGAUCCCUGUUGUGAAUGAUGAGCUUCCUGCCCGGAUCCUUUCAGGACGAGUUCAGAUCAAACCAAACGUCAAAGAGUUUUCAGGCUCCGGAGUUGUCUUUGAUGAUGGCACAGUCAUUGAGAAGGUGGAUGUGGUAAUCCUUGCCACUGGAUACAACUACAGUUUUCCCUUCCUGCCUCCAGAGCUGCAGACUAAAAGUGGCUACAGGCUCUGUCUCUACAAACAUGUCUUCCCUCCAUCUCUGGCACACCCUACUCUGGCUGUGAUCGGCUUCAUAAAUGCAUUUGGAGCUGUCAAUCUCAUGGCUGAGCUUCAGGAGCGCUGGGCUACUAGGGUCUUCAAAGGCAUCGUAAAGCUGCCAUCCGAGGAAACUAUGAGCAGAGAAGUUGAAAAAGACACUGAAAUCAUGAACCAACGGUUUUCCUGCUCUGAGCGCAGCCCUCUUCAGGUGGACUACAUCCCCUAUAUGGACUCCUUGGCCCAGCAGAUCGGAGUACUUCCCAGCCUCCUGUGGCUUCUCCUCACUGACCCCCCACUGGUUUUAGAACUUCUAUUUGGGCCUUUAACAUCGUACCAGUACCGCCUGACCGGGCCAGGGCAGUGGAGUGGAGCACGCCAGGCCAUCCUCACACAGUUGGGCCGAGUGUUGCAGCCCUUCAAAACCAGAGUGAGUCCAGAGAUCAACAGAGUCAUCAGAGUCCAGGGCUCGGGCAUUAUAAGCCUGUGUGCGCUCACUCCGCCCAUCGCCUUUAUGCUGAGCACUUUGUCUGAACUCGACCUGUUUUCGCACCACAGUGAUCAACGUCUUUGGGGAAAAGAGGAAAUCCCUGGAGAAAACUGUCUGGACGAGGGUCUGGAGCCCGUCUGCUUCGAGAGCAGUGAUGACAUCGGGGGUCUGUGGAGGUACAAGGAGAACCCAGAGCAGGACAGGGCGAGCAUCUAUCACUCUCUCAUCAUCAACACAUCCAAAGAGAUGAUGUGUUUCAGCGACUUUCCCAUUCCUGACCACUAUCCCAACUUUAUGCACAACUCUUUUAUCAUGGACUACUUCCGGAUAUACGCAGAUCAUUUCAACCUUCUCAAAUACAUCCGCCUCCAGACUAAAGUGCUACACAUAAGGCAGCGGUCGGACUUCUCACGCUCAGGCCAAUGGGAUGUUGAGACAGAGAAUAAAGAAGGAAAAAAGGAGAAGCACAUUUUUGAUGCAGUGAUGAUCUGCAUUGGACAUCACUGCCAGCCCCAUUUGCCUCUUCAUGACUUCCCAGGGAUUGACACAUUUACUGGAAAGUAUUUCCAUAGUCGAGAUUACAAGACCCCUGAGGACUGGCGGAAUAAGAGAGUCGUGGUGAUUGGAAUUGGAAACUCUGGUGGAGACAUUGCUGUGGAGUUGAGCCGAUUUGCAAAGCAGGUUUACUUGAGCACUCGAAGGGGAGCUUGGAUUUUAAAUCGAGUUGGGGGCAAUGGCUUGCCUCUGGAUUUAUUUUUUAACAGAAUCUUACACUUCCUCCGGAUCUUGCUUCCUUUCGGAAUGUUUUGUAGUUUGGGUGAAAAACAACUGAAUCAAAGAUUCAACCACCGUCUUUACAACCUUAAACCAAAACACAGGCUGUUCAGUCAACACCCCACUGUGAAUGAUGAUCUGCCCAAUCGCAUUCUCUCUGGGACGGUCCAGGUCAAAUCCAAUAUAUGCAGAUUUCAUGGCUCCAAUGUUGAGUUUGAGGAUGGAAGUAUUGUUGAAAAUAUUGAUCUUGUGGUUUUUGCCACAGGAUAUAAGUUCUCCUAUCCUUUUCUGGCCUCAGAAGUGGUUUCGGUGUCAGAUAAUAAAGCAUCUCUGUUCAAGUACGUGUUUCCACCUGAAUUGGACAAACCCACGCUGGCCAUCAUUGGACUAGUGCAACCACUGGGAGCCAUCAUGCCCAUCGCUGAGAUCCAGGCCAGAUGGGCCACACGGGUGUUCAAAGGUCUCGUCAAGCUGCCUUCAUCUUCUGCUAUGCAAAGAGACAUUAAGUGUAAAGAGGAGACAAUGGCUAAAAGGUAUGUUGCCAGUCAGCGACACACCAUCCAGGUUGACUACGUUGCCUACAUGGAUGAAAUUGCAAAGCAGUUUGGUGUGAUGCCAAACCUGUGGAAGUAUCUGCUGACAGAUCCCUGCAUCUGGUCUAAAGUGAUGUUUGGUCCUGUUACACCUUACCAGUAUCGACUUAGGGGACCUGGGAAAUGGGCAGGGGCCCGACAUGCCAUCCUGACCCAGAUGGAGCGAGUGAGGGGGAUGUGGGACCUAUCUGGCAACCAAGUCUCCAUCUUUGAUUGUGCGACAGGCCGCGGCGCGAGCGGGGCCUCAGUGAACUCAGGCUCAAAGCGGACUGAAGUGAGAGCAUACAGCCCGGACACACAGAGAGCUCCUGUGGUGCCAGGAGGCUGGUUCUGGGGGCGUGGCCAAAGGACCAGACUCAAUGAGUUUCCAUCGAAAUGCAAAUCUCUGGAAACCCAAAAAACUGCUGUUGCUGCCAGACAUGGGCUCCAGAGUUUGGGAAAAGUUGCUGUCAGCCGGCGUAUGCCCCCGCCAGCCAACCUGCCCAGCCUGAAGGCAGAGAACAAGGGAAACGAUCCCAACGUCAACAUCGUUCCGAAGGACGGCAGCGGCUGGGCAUCCCGCAACGAAGCAGGAGAAGAAAGACAAGCAGAAACCCCUCCACCUCCGAACAAACCAGUAGUUCAAGAGGUUCCAACUGGAGUGAGUCGGUCGUGGGCUAACAACAACAAGCAAAGUCUGGAUGGAGUACCUCGUGUGAGUAGUCAUUUUCACCAGGAGUUUCCAAGCUUACAAGCUGCUGGAGACACUGAGAAAGGGGACGGUUCAGAGGAAGAACCUUAUGGACCAGGACCCAGCCUCAGACCUCAAAAUGUCGGCAGUUGGGGUGAGGGCGGAGGGAGAAAUUUAAACACUGCUCCCAGCCCUGACAUGGAGAAUAGGCCUCCAGAGGAGGGCAGUGUGGGCCAGGAUUCCUCAACACCUCCUGUGGAAGGUGACGAGCCUAUAGGAAAUGUGGCAGGAGACAAAAGGGACAAGGGACCAGCCCCACCCCAGGCUAAACUCAACGGGGGACAACCUCCUUCCUCUGGGAUGCCAAUGCACUUUGACCCUGCUUUCAGAAACAUGAUGCCACCUUAUAUGUUUCAAGCCUAUCCUCCUCAGAUGACUUUUGGAAAUGCACAAGGAAACUUUAGAUUCAAUGCACCUCAAGAUGGCUCAAAGGGAUCACGUUCGGGACGUGCCCAGCCGCCACCACCUCAGGCCUGGGUUCAGGACCCUGAUCGUCCUUCUAUUAUCAGUGCCACAGAACUAAAGGAGCUGGACAACUUAGACACAGAUGCAGAUGAAGGCUGGGCAGGUGCUCAAAUGGAAGUAGAUUACACAGAGAAGCUAAACUUUAGUGAUGAUGAAGAAAACCAAUCUAAGGACAAAGGCGAAAACUGGGAGUGGAUGGGAAAAGUUGAGCGUCAUAGGCCGAGACCCCCAGACACGCAGGAUGGUUGGAAGGACAUCUCUGAUGGACGUUCUGGCAAUAAAGGCCCUUGCACUGAUGGUGGGGACCCCAGAGCGCCCUCUCCAGGCAAUGUGACUUCAUUCAGUAAACCAGGAGCACCAUUGGAAUACCAGUUGAGCAGUCGUUCAGUGGGAGGAGUACCUUUACGUGCAAACAAAGCUGGCACUGCUGCAGCACCUGGUGAUGAAGACUCUGAGGCCUGGCGGCAGAAACGAAAAAAGCCAGAGGUUUCUGAAGCCGUUGAACGAGCACGACGCAGGAAAGAGGAGGAGGAAAGACGCAUGGAGGAGCAGCGCCUCGCUGCAUGUGCUGAAAAACUGAAACGCCUAAAUGAAAAGCAGCGUCAGUCAGAUGGAAAAAAUGCAGUGUCCACCAGUGAUGACAACGGAGUCUUAUUUGAGGACAGUUCAAUAUCUGUGCUGUCCAAUUCCACUCUAAUCCUGAAUACACAACAGACCCCUGCGCAAACAUGUAUACCAGAGAGUGCGGAGCUUGAGAGGACUGAACCAGAACUUGGAGUAGACCCAAAUACAGAGGAGGCUCAAUCAGUUCGUCAGGCUUCAUCUCCAGUCCAAAGACUUAUAGCUGUGGAGCCUCAGGAGGAGGCUGAGAAGAUCCUGACUGAAGUUGGCCCAAUUGUAGACGAAAUGCCGCCUGACCGGACAGUGGGCCCGAUCCAAGACUGUUUCAGUAUUGAAGACAGUAGAGUGGAUGAGCCUCCCCUGCCUCUCCCUCACAUGGACGCUCCUUGUGCCGAGGAGGUCUCUGUAACGCCACCGCAACUGGAGGGGGAAGCUGCAGCUGCAAUGAGACAAUCUCUAACGUCUGGCUACUCCAAACAGUUUCAGAAGUCUUUACCGCCAAGGUUCCUUAGACAACAGGAGCAGAUGAAGCAGCAGCAGUGGCAGCAGCAGCAGCAGCAUAGUGGGGGUUCAGUCUCUCCCUCUAGUGGUACAGUCUCGUCACAGCAGCAGCAACAGCACCGUUCUGUGUAUCAGCCUAUGGGUCCUCACCAUCAGCACCUUGCAUCUAUGGGCUUUGACCCCCGUUGGUUAAUGAUGCAGUCAUACAUGGACCCUCGGCUGAUGUCAGGGCGCCCUCCCAUGGACAUGCCCUCCAACAUACACCCGGGGAGGAUGGCACCAAAGCAGAUUGUACGUCGAGAUCCUGGGGACUCCAGCUCAAGCUCAGACUCGUUUGACCAUUUAUCCCGACCAAUGCGUGAUCAUAGUUUGCCCUCAGACUCUAGGAUGGUGUGGGGGUCCGACACUUACCCCCAACCUGAACCUUUGCCUUCAGUAACGCCUCCAAAGACGCGUGAGGACAACAAGGAGACAAGAAUGGACUCUGGUGUCGAUCUUGAACGGGGUCUACAGACCAUAUACCCCCAAGACCAUAGUGCUUUGGACUCUCGUAAAAGUAGCUUCUUCCGUGACCCUGCAGAUUCCUUGUCUGCAUUCAACCAGGGUCCAGAUCCACCUGUAUCUUUAGACCCAUGUUUAGGUCCUAUAGGAUCAGGCUUCAACCAUGAAGAGUCAGGGUUGCCCUCUGGGGAGGAGGUAGAGGCUUUAGGACAAGCAAUGCUGCAGAGAAGCAUCUCCCAAGGCUCUAAUCAUUCACUAAAGCUUGAAGAGGCCAGAUUUGAAGCAUUACCUUUAGUAGCCAAAACACUAGAAAUUCAGGACUCUGGUGACCGGCCAGAUGAAAAACCUCAAAAUGACCUCUACCCACAGGCAGUGGUGGCAAACAAUAGGUCAACACCUCCGAUGGAUGGCAUACACAAAUCUGAGAAACUUCCUCUUCCUGCUCCAAGUAAACAGAAAGCCGAACUACGUUGGGGUGGCCGAUCUGGUCCGAGCCGCCGGGAAGGACCAGGUACAGAGAGGCCUCUCCGCAGAUCUGGACCUAUAAAAAAGCCUGUAUUGAGGGAUAUGAAGGAGGAGCGGGAACAGAGGGAGGAGAGGGAGAAGCGGCAUGAGAGAGGGGAAAGAGGGGAGCGGGGAGAAAGGGGUGACCGGUCCAAAAAAGAGCAGACGGUUAAAGCCCCCUCUGCAGCUAUUGCUGUCUCAGAAGGAGGCAGAGCUCAGGGUGAGGUGAAGAGGGAUGUAGCUGAGACAGAAGAGCCAAAGUCUGUACUACAGAGGAGCAGAGAGUCUCUGCCUUCACCAGGUGGUCCAACCUCCUCCUCUCAAGAAGAUAAGGUCGAGAAACCUGCUAGCCAUGACAAACACCCCGAACCAAAACUUCCCACUAGAAAAGAGUCCAAUCUCCCCCCUCGUUCUUAUCGAAGAGACGAGAGAGAGCGGGAUCGUGACAGAGACCGUGAGAGGGAUAGAGGGGAUCGAGACAGAGACCGUGAGAGAGAUCAAGGAGAUAGAGACAGAGACCGUGAGAGGGAUCGAGAGCGGGACAAAGAAAUGGACAGAGACAGAGAGUUUCCAUCUGACUUUAAAGGCCGUGGUCGGGGCGAGUAUUACUCAAGAGGCAGGAGCUACCGAGGUACCUACAGUGGCAGGGGCAGAGGCAGCGGCAGCCGUGGUAGGAGCCGUCCUGAAUUCCCUUAUAGAGAGCCCAGAUCCCGCUCUGACCUGCCUUCUGCUGGAGGUGCUGCUACUUUCCGUAACAGGGAGGAGAGUGAAACACGGAGUGAGAGCUCAGACCUGGAAGUUAUGCCAAAACGCAGACGUCGGCGAGGAUCUGACACAGACUCUGAAAGUGAAGGUGGUAGAGAGUCUGCCAGUGAUACAGGACCCUCUGACAGAGAGCCCAGCACCAAACCCAGCUGUCCCCUCAGACGAGACCUUCCUGGAGACCAUAGAGCAGGGGUUCACAAACCCGGCUUUGGCCCACCACACUUAGGAGACCGAGGAACCAGGGGGGAAGAUGAUGGAAGGCCUAAGCCAGGGUUCCUACCCAAAGGCGAACCAUCUCGUCGUGGAAGAGGAGGGUUGUACAGCCGAAGAGGUGGGAACAGAGAGCGGGGAGGUCCGCGCUCAAUCCCUCUUCGAAGACCCCCACGAGAGACGUCCUCUCAGUGGCCUUCUAAACCUAUGGAGACUUUCAGGCCUGAGGAUGCCGACACCACAUCUAGAUAUGACCAUCCUGCAGGGGACAGGCGCCCCCCAAGGUCUGAGGGAAAGAAAUUUUUAGAUGGACUUCCUCAAAGUAGCAGAGAGAGGCCCCGAAGGUCAAGGCCAGCCAGACCACCAAGGCAAGACAAACCACCUCGCUUCCGGAGGUUAAAGGAGCGCGAAGCAGGAGGUUUGGGAAGCGGAGAUACACUCCCAAGCCCCCCUGUACCUUUAAUCCCGGGACCUGCUGUGGGGACUGCUCUGAACAGUGCCCCUGUGUCCCUCUCCCCAACGCUGUCCCGAGCUCCUGGGACUCCAGUUUCUGUUCCUGCCGAUGUGUCCUCUGCCUUAGUGCCGGAUUUGCCCUCUUCUGUAGAGGCUUCUUUACCCGAUAUGAGCAGCUCGGUCACAGCUGUUGGCACCAAGUCCCCUGACUUAUCCAACCAAAACUCCUCAGACCAGGCCAAUGAAGAGUGGGAAACAGCAUCUGAGAGUAGUGACUUCAAUGAAAGGAGAGAGCGAGAAGAACGUAAAGGCACCGUUGAGGCUGCCAAUGAAGCCACAGCUGCCUCUGCUCCGGUGCCUGUCCCGCCUCAGGGCUCUGUGACUCCAAGUAAAAGCUCAUAUGAUGGAGGACUGACUCCCAAACGGGAAAUGAUCCCUGCUGCCAAACGAAGCUUUUCCAGUCAAAGACCAGCUGAUCGACCAAGCCGUCGUGGAAACCCAGGAGCAAAGCCAGGACGCAGUUAUCCAGGGGCCAAAGGAGAGAGGAGAGGAGCACCCAAAGCUGGCCGAAAAGGUCUACCUGCUCAACAAAACCUUGAGGGCGGUGCAUCUGUGACUGGAGGGCCGACACAAAGGCUCACAAAAGAACAGUCAGCUCGUCGCAGAGAUGAGGCCAAACAGGCUGCAAAGAAGUCUAAAGAGAAUGCCCUUUCUCAGUUUGAUCUGAACAAUUAUGCUAGUGUAGUGAUAAUUGAUGACCACCCAGAAGUGACCACCACAGAUGACCCACAGUCCAGCACAAAUGACGGUUUUACAGAAGUUGUCUCUCGCAAACAACAGAAAAGACUUCAAGAUGAAGAGAAGCGGAAGAAGGAAGAACAGACCACUCAGAACUGGGGUAAAAAAGGCUCAGGUGAAAAGAACAGAGGAGGUGGGGGAAAACUUCCACCCAGAUUCGCCAAAAAGCAUCCAAACCAACAACAGCAGCAGCAACAGCAGCAGCAACAACAGCAGCAGCAACAGCAGCAGCAACAGCAGCAGCAGCAGCAGCAGCAGCAGCCUCCGCCACCACAAGUCUCACAGCCCUCUGUACCCUCGAUGACACAACCAAUGCCACAGAGCACUGCCCCCCAGCACCCCCCUCUUCUGCCACCCUCCCAACCUGUAACUACUCCUAUGGAAGCUGCUGUGGCCUCAAUACCAUCAAUCCCCUCAAAUAAUGUGGACUUCACCCCCAAAAGCCUUCCCCCAACACAGACACAUAGUGCUCUGGGGACUGAAUUGUGGGAGAACAAGGGAUCUGCCUCUACAGUCAUCCCCGAUGUCAAAAAACUUGGUCCCAUUAGCCCUCCUCAGCCACCGUCUGUGAGUGCCUGGAAUAAACCUCUUACCUGCUUCACUGGCACAGUUUCGUCAGAGGGCGUGAAGACGGGUGCAGAGGCCAAUGUUGAAUUGGGAAUGGACAGCAUUCAGUUCGGAGCACCUUCGUCUGCGGGAAGUACAGACAGUGAUAGCGUACCAGUCUUAUUAGACUCUGGCUCUGACAACAAGCUACCUGCUCCUAAAGAACAAAGACAGAAACAACCCCGUGCUGGUCCCAUCAAGACACAGAAGCUUCCUGAAAUGGAGCCUGUGGAAACCAAGGAGUAUAAACCAGGCCCGAUCGGUAAAGAGCGCUCCCUGAAAAACAGAAAAGCCAAAGAUGCUCGUACGGGAGAUGACGUCAUGGAGGGGGUUGUUGCAGGGCCAGGAGUGAGCAGAGCCACAGACCCCAGCCCCCCCACCAGCGACUCCACUGUUUCGGAGCUUGGAGGAGACAUCGAGGGCAUGAUCACAGUGCCCUCUGCUGAGUACACCAGCAAUUCAAAGGAGUCUGUAACAGACUACACAACCCCAUCCUCUUCUUUGGCGGACAGUGUUCCCACCGUAGGAAAUAAAUUGGAAGAGAGUUUGGUUGCUAAUGUUGCUUUGCCACACUCUUUGCCUCUUCCUCGACGAGAAACUCUGCAACAAAGCUCAAGCCUUAGCACAGUUUCACCAGCUACUGUUGAUCUAACUUUAAAGAUGGAGUCUGCUCGGAAAGCCUGGGAAAACUCUCCCAGUCUGGAGAAGAACUCUCCGGCCACUUCUUCUGCCUCACCAAUAACAUCCUGUGCAGCUUCGUACUCUUCUUUCUCUUCAGCCUCAAUGCCUCAGAUUCCUGUGGCGUCUGUCACUCCCAGUACUUCUUUGUCAGGCUCAAGCACCUACACAACCUCCUCCCUGAGCACCAAGACCACCACACCGUCAGACCCUCCCAACAUCUGUAAAGUGAAGCCUCAGCAGCUGCAGUCAAGCAGUAGCUUCUCUCAGCUUGGCUGUGUCCCUCCACUUCUGCCACAACAGCAGCAGACCCCGCAGGUGUACGUCUCCCAGUCUGCAGCUGGUUCUGCAGCUCAGAUUCCAGCCUUUUACAUGGACACAAGCCACCUGUUCAGCACCCCUCACCCUCGACUGGCGCCUCAGUCUCUGGCACAGCAGCAAGGGUAUCAGCCUGGGCUCUCUCAGCCUACAGCUGUUCAGCAGAUCCCCAUCCCCAUUUACGCCCCCCUGCAGGGCCAACCCCAGCACCAACACACACACCAGGCCCAACUCGGUCUAAACGCAGGGCCUGCUGUCUCUCAGCCACAGGAUCUAUUCAGUUCCUCCCUGCAGCCCUACCGAUCCCAGCAGGCGUUCAUGCAGAGUAGUCUCUCCCAGCCCUCCAUGAUGCUGUCAGGGCCAUCACUCCACAGUUACCCCGGAGUACAGGCUCCUGAUCUGGGCAAACCUCAGUCCAGUUUGGCCUAUCAGCAAACUUCCUCCACACAGCACAUUCCCAUAUUGUUUGAGCCUCAGCUUAACCAACCUUCAGGCAUGGGCGGCUCCCAGCUCAUUGACACACACUUGCUGCAGGCACGACAGAACUUGAGUCAGCAUUCAAACAUGUAUUCGGGCCAGGUGCAGCAGCACGGCCAAAGUAGCUACUAUAGUAGCGCCCAGUCACCUAGUUCAGCAAUGCAGCAGGUGACAGUCCCUCUUCCUGGCUCUCAGUUGUCCUUAUCCAACUUUGGCUCAGGAGGUGGUCAACCUCUGUUGGCAUUGCCCCCUACUCCUCCUCAGGCUCAGCCUCCUAACAUGAACAGACAGCCUUCGGUGUCCCAGCAGUACAGGAACCUCAUGAGCCAGAACCACAGCAUGAUGCAACCUCCAACAAGCAAGAUGGAUAUGGAUCUCAAGCUGUUUGGCUCUGGGAUGGAUGUCAAACCUGGGACUCCUCCUGUUAGUGUCAGAAGCACGACGCCCACCUCGAGCCAGUACAGGGCCAGCUCAACAUCUCCCAGUAGCCAGUCCAGUAAGAUGAACAGCAUGCUCUAUCAGAAGCAGUUUCAACCGAGCUCUGCUGCAAUGAGAAUGACGCAGCACUUCCCUGGACAGUUCAACCCACAGAUCAUGUCACAGCCGAAUAUUGUCUCUCCUCUGGUUCGUCCUCACGCCAACUCGUUUACUGGUGGAGUCCAGCGCUCUCCCAUGGGCCCCCCUUUGGGCUCCCCAAAUGUUGGUGGAGGUCUGAUGCCCCACCCUCGAGCGCAGCACCCGCAAUUACAGCACCCACAGCACGCUCAGCACCCACAGCACCCACAGCACCCACAGCACCCUCAGCACCCUCAGCACGCUCAGCACCCUCAGCACCCUCAGCACGCUCAGCACCCACAGCACCCACAGCACCCGCAGCACCCGCAGCACCCGCAGCACCCGCAGCUACAGCAUUCACAACAUCCACAACAUCCACAGCAUCCUCAACAUCCACAGCACUCGCAGCUGCCACCCAGAGGGCCACUCGGCCCCUCACUGGCUCCCAGAGGUACCCAGGCGGCACUGAAGGCUGAGCAGGACCUUAAGGCAAAGCAAAGAGCUGAGGUGCUGCAAUCCACUCACAAGUUUUUCUCGGAGCAGCAGCAGCAGCUGAAGGCUCCUCCUGUGAACAAACCUCGUCUGGACCAGGUGAUAAAGCCCACAGUCGAUGUUCCUGCUCCAAAUCAUCAAGUGAAUGAGCGUCCUGAAACAGACAAGCCUCUCAUCUCCACUACAAAACCCAUACGGACUGGCCCCAUCAAACCCCAGGCCAUCAAACCAGAGGAGGGCAAGUAG
Molecule: messenger RNA, 11079 nt
Organism: Knipowitschia caucasica
Lineage: Eukaryota; Metazoa; Chordata; Actinopteri; Gobiiformes; Gobiidae
Source: the annotation of a GenBank genome assembly